Populus trichocarpa (black cottonwood) is the source of this 1477-nucleotide messenger RNA. Its product is annotated as alcohol dehydrogenase. Gene Ontology annotation, biological process: formaldehyde catabolic process. The coding region runs from base 105 to 1247 and encodes 380 amino acids. Gene Ontology annotation, cellular component: cytosol. The record is from RefSeq and is a predicted model, not a curated record. NCBI's taxonomy places the organism in Eukaryota, Viridiplantae, Streptophyta, Magnoliopsida, Malpighiales, Salicaceae. The transcript is spliced from 10 exons. Gene Ontology annotation, molecular function: zinc ion binding; S-(hydroxymethyl)glutathione dehydrogenase [NAD(P)+] activity.
CUACUAUAAGAACCCACAAAGACAAACCUUUCUCUUCACAACACAAGAAACAUAAAGUGCGUUCAAGUCAAGAAACAUAAAGUUCGUUCAAGACAAGAAAGAAUAUGUCAAGCACUGCUGGUCAAGUCAUUCGUUGCAAAGCUGCUGUUGCAUGGGAAGCUGGAAAGCCAUUAGUGAUGGAGGAAGUGGAGGUGGCUCCACCACAAGCUAUGGAGGUUCGUUUGAAGAUCCUCUUCACUUCCCUCUGCCAUACUGAUGUUUACUUCUGGGAAGCCAAGGGGCAAACCCCAUUGUUUCCUCGCAUAUUCGGCCACGAAGCAGGAGGGAUUGUCGAAAGUGUUGGUGAGGGGGUGACAGACCUGAAACCCGGUGACCAUGUGCUUCCUGUCUUCACAGGAGAGUGCAAGGAAUGCCGACAUUGCAAAUCAGAGGAGAGUAAUAUGUGUGAUCUUCUGAGGAUCAACACUGACAGAGGUGUGAUGUUGAAUGAUGGAAAGUCUAGAUUUUCAAUUAGAGGGCAGCCCAUUUACCACUUUGUUGGUACCUCAACCUUUAGUGAGUACACUGUGGUUCAUGUUGGCUGUCUUGCCAAGAUCAAUCCGGCUGCUCCUCUUGACAAAGUUUGUAUCCUCAGCUGUGGAGUUUCAACAGGUCUUGGUGCCACCUUGAACGUUGCAAAACCGAAGAAAGGCUCGUCAGUAGCCAUUUUUGGACUAGGAGCUGUAGGCCUUGCAGCUGCUGAAGGGGCUCGAAUUGCUGGUGCUUCAAGAAUCAUUGGUGUCGAUUUGAAUUCCAAUAGGUUCAAUGAAGCCAAGAAAUUCGGUGUCACGGAGUUCGUAAACCCAAAAGAUUAUAAGAAGCCUGUUCAAGAGGUGAUAGCUGAGAUGACCAACGGAGGAGUUGAUCGAAGUGUCGAGUGCACUGGAAGUAUCAAUGCCAUGAUUUCUGCCUUUGAAUGUGUCCAUGAUGGAUGGGGUGUUGCUGUACUUGUUGGUGUGCCCAACAAAGAUGAUUCUUUCAAAACCCAUCCAAUGAGUUUCCUGAAUGAGAAGACUCUCAAGGGUACCUUCUUUGGCAACUACAAACCGCGCUCCGACCUUCCUUCAGUGGUUGAAAUGUACAUGAACAAGGAGCUUGAGCUGGAGAAAUUCAUCACCCAUGAGGUCCCUUUCUCAGAAAUCAACAAGGCUUUUGACUACAUGCUUAGUGGAGCAAGUCUCAGGUGUAUCAUCCGCAUGGAAGCGUAAAAGAAGACUGGUUUGUCCGUCUGAAUGUGAGAAGGAAACAAUAAAAUCAUGUUUGGGAUUGUUAAAUGUUGAACAAAGUUGGUGAUGUUUUAGUUUCUUUCAGUAAAUUUCUUGUAUUGUAAAUGGCACAUUAGCUUCCCAGUUCAGGCAUGUACAGAUAAAUAAAAAAUUCAAGUGUUUUUCUGACUUCAGCUUCUUCAGUUUAUCUCCUUCAGCUUGUGUCUUUCUAA